AUGAAGCAACUGUACGUUGUGAUCAAGGACAUCAUCGAGAGCACUAAGGAAGCAUGGGAACUGAGACCGACGUCUUAUAAUGCGCUGAAGUCCCUACCUGAAAAUAGCUUUGUCGAUAUGGAUGAUGCAAAGGUUCUAGUCUUGAAUAAGGAGCAGAUUUUAGUAUUCCCAGGAGACCUGGUGUAUGCUGGUGUAGACUUCAAUGACGAAAACGUCCGGCUUCACUGCUGUGCAUUGAUCAAAAGCAUCGAGCAGAAGGAGGACACUCCUGAGGUUGAUGCAUUGGCACGCUAUCUGUGCGAGACCUGCCUGCUUAUGAGUGAGUCGAGGCGCCAUUUGGCAAACCAUAUCUUGACAGUCAAGAGUGUAGGUAGCCGCGACGAGGAAGAAGACGAUUAA
Molecule: messenger RNA, 399 nt
Organism: Phytophthora nicotianae INRA-310
Lineage: Eukaryota; Oomycota; Peronosporomycetes; Peronosporales; Peronosporaceae
Exons: 2
Coding region: 1-399 (132 amino acids)
Source: RefSeq, a predicted model, not a curated record